CACUCAAGCUCAGCAAUGAUCUUAGCCCUACCUUACGACACCAUGGUGCCUCUCCUUGUGCUCUGCCUUCUUUCGCCACUCUUAGUUGCCUCUGCGGAUACAUCUGUCUUGAAGUGUGUACAAGGAGCAGAAGUUUCUAACGCUUCGGACUGUGCCAGCGGUUUGGAUGCCUGCGUGCUCAUCAGGGACCAGAGCACAAUGCUUGGCACCGAGUUUGACACAACAACCUAUUCAUGUGGAAAAAGUGAUUCUUGUGCCAAUGCUUAUAACAUCACCAUAGGAAAAGAGAAACAUUUGCGCUCCAGCUCUGCUUGCUGUACUGAAGAUGGGUGCAACGCAAAGUUAAAUUGGACCUCUCUUCAAGCUCCUUGGACUGAGAAUGGGCUCACUUGCCCAAAAGGAUGUUAUGCUCAGACGGAGAAGGAGUGCAUGGAUGGACCGGUCUUAUGCACAGAUGGUCAAAGGAAUUGCAUCACUGUAGAAGGAAGCUCUGGUGCCAAGACGUUCGUCGUGCAUGGUUGUGGAACAAGCAAUAUGUGCGGUGUAGAAAACUAUGCAUUGACAAUUGGAGGAAUCCCCUACAAUAUCAAAACAAUAACAUGUGUCCCUGCUGCAAAAGAAGCAGACACUGCAUAAUCCUUAAUGAGCCAGAAAUUCUGCAUCAGCCACAACUUGGAAACCAGCCACAACUCC
This is a messenger RNA of Podarcis raffonei (Aeolian wall lizard), 693 nucleotides long. Its product is annotated as phospholipase A2 inhibitor and Ly6/PLAUR domain-containing protein-like. Gene Ontology annotation, molecular function: phospholipase inhibitor activity. The record is from RefSeq and is a predicted model, not a curated record. NCBI's taxonomy places the organism in Eukaryota, Metazoa, Chordata, Lepidosauria, Squamata, Lacertidae. Bases 16 to 636 code for a protein of 206 amino acids. The transcript is spliced from 5 exons. Gene Ontology annotation, cellular component: extracellular region.